This is a messenger RNA of Gambusia affinis (western mosquitofish), 1493 nucleotides long. RefSeq names its product MINDY family member 4B (gene mindy4b). The record is from RefSeq and is a predicted model, not a curated record. The transcript has 10 exons. Gene Ontology annotation, molecular function: K48-linked deubiquitinase activity; cysteine-type deubiquitinase activity. Gene Ontology annotation, biological process: protein K48-linked deubiquitination. NCBI's taxonomy places the organism in Eukaryota, Metazoa, Chordata, Actinopteri, Cyprinodontiformes, Poeciliidae. The annotation marks the transcript as partial.
AACUGUUCUUUUCUUCACCGUCUGACCAGGAAUGAGUUUGUUUCCUCCAUCAGGCUGCAGUCCGACCACAGCAUGAGGCUGUUGGAUGUGGCGAAGGAUGAUGACCAGGAGGAGGCCCCUCCACACUGCAGGGCCCUCCUGGCUCCCUGCUCCAUCCCCCGGAGCCUGGUGAUCUCCCCCGGCCUUGGAGGAACACCGGUCACGCCCCAGCUGACUGAGAGCCUGAGGAGGAUCCUCUUUGGGGGAACGUUUCACGUCUUCAACUACGAGUGGAGGAAGUCCUUCUUCCAGUUCAGAGAACCGGACUCUGAGCUGUCGUACAUCCUGGAGGCCGACAGAGGCGGCGCUCGCUCUAUUCAGAUGGUCAUUCAGGCCCGCAUCAUCAAGUUCCUGCUGUUCAGCCAACCAGACAGCACAGACAGACGGACGCUGCACAGCCUGAGUCAGCUGCAGCAGAGGGACCAGGACAAGGCGCUGGCAGCUGCGUUGUCCGACAGCCUCUGGUUGGCCGGCCAGGAGGAGCGGGCCACUGUUACCCUGGUAACCGAGGACUACUGUAUCACUCCUCACCUGGACUAUAAGCUGGAUGACUUCACAGAGAAGCUGCAGCUGUUCACCUUCGACAGGAAGGACGACGUCUGGAAGUUCAUCCUGGACCACAUUCAGUGUUUUAAAGCAGAGGGCAGUCAUGGAGUCAUCCUGUUCCUGUACAGCCUCAUCUGCUCCCGGACAGUCGACAGGCUCAGAGACGAUAUGAGCUCCAACACUUCCCAUCUGCUGCACCUCAGCUUGGGAAACUUUGUGUGUCGACAGGCGUUGCUGAACCUGCUGCUGACGGGCCGGGGCAGCCCUCACGUCUUCAACGGGACGCUACAGUUCGGGGAGGACGGCCAGCCUCUGGAGCGCCCCCUGCAGGGAGUCCUGUCCCGCAGUGAUGUGGGUUACCUGCACUGGAGCCGGGAACAGAUGGAGCGAGGCGGACUGCCUCAGGUGGGCAGCAUGCUGAAGACGCCCCGGUUCCCGGUCUGGGUCUGCUGCAUCAACAACAGCUACUCGGUUCUGUUCAGCCUGAACCGGUCCCUGCUGUCCGACUGGAGGAUGGAGCACCAGUUCCAGCUCUUCUACUGCAACGGCCAGAACUCCCAGAGAUCCACGGCCCGCCUCACCGUGGGUGAGCGCCACCGCCGCCGCCGCCUCAUUCAGCUCCUGAAAGCGCUUCAGGUCCAUGAAGGUUCUGGUUCUCCUGCAGAUACUCACUCCCACCACUGGGAGGCGCCGCCAGCAGAGGCAGACCCGGAGAAACGGUUCCCGUCACUGGAGAUGACCAUCAGGACGAAGUGGGACGGCGCCGCCAUCGACUGGAAUGGAACCGACCCGUUCUACUGAGCAUAAAACAUGACGGGCUAUGGCUCCCCCUACUGGUGGAGACUUGGAUAUAAAAUUUGUACGAAUUAUUUUAGACUGAAAAUCAAUAAAAACUUGUUUAAACUUAA